CGCAAGUGAAAGCAAGUUCAUUCAUUCACCUUUCCUUCUUCUGUUAACAUCAUGAUGGACUGGAUCAUCUCCUUCUUCCAUCGCAGACGGUACUCGGUGUGCCUACUCCAAGGCUUCCCAACCUGAACAGCCUCACCCUCCGAAUCCACCCUGCACCAUUCACGGCUCAACCGAUCCUCUUCCACCUACCGUACCAGCAUCUUCCAAGACGUGCUGUAACUCCAUCUUUCCAUCUCGCCAUGAUUUGACCAGCACCGGCUGUACUUGCAAGACCCAGGCUGCGACUCUGAAGCCAUCAACCAGAACCCUACCAACGUGAAGUCUACAGAAAAGUACCCGUGCGGGGGCUUCGGCUCUCAAGUUGCCACGAGCGUUCAGCACAGCGUUGAGCGGUGAGAACAACAGAACAAGAAGACAAGAAAUGAAGCAAUUAUUGGUAAAGGUUCAGGACUCUAAUAAGAUUGCUCGGCAGGCAAAGUGGACGCUGCAGAUCUUCCGAUUUCGGCGACCCGCAUCUUGUCGACGACGACGUCGAUUGUACAACCUCGAUCAACACCACACUGCAGGCCUCCCUCCCCCAUACUUGUACUUGAGCCUGACCAGACGUAGAGGAGGCGGUCGGGGAGAAUAAACAUUUGAUUCUACGCUUUCUGCGCUUUGUCGUUCUUGAAUGGCCAGAAAAGCCGUUGCCGGCAGCCCUGCUCGCGGACAGAAUAGUUGGGUGUUGACUUAGGCUCGUGCCGCAGAACCUGGUAUACACUCACCCCAUUGGCAAAUGUUUUGAUGUUUGACGCCUUCGUUUCACAGGAGGAAUUAUAACUGCGUCUAACAAGCAUGGCCGGCGCGUCUGAUACUAGGCUAGCAUACACCGCUCCCAAGUUCACCAUCGAUCUCUCUCUGCCGCCUGAAGACCGCUACAAAGCCUUGGCCGAGGCGUACAAGAGUCAACUUCAGGGCUUGACUGGUCUGUUCAACGACUUGCUCAGAGACCUUGGCCUGGCAAGCCAUUACCAUGGUCUGGUCAAUCGUGCUGCACGACUUCUCCUCCGAGGCGUUCAUUCACCCAUCGAAAAUGCAGAGCUGCGGGGAAUUGCAGAGGUAACCGGAGUGCCAAUGUAUCUGCUGGUUUCUUUCAAUGUCAUCUUGGAUCUUCUUAUGGGGUGCACAUCCGGUGCUGUUCGAUGUCUCGAAAAGGGACAGCCACCGAGCAAGGCUAAAAUGUUACAUUUCCGUACCUUGGACUGGACAAUGGAUCCUCUUCGAUCUGUGAUUGUUCAGCUUGAGUUUGUUCGAAGUGAAUCAGCGAACCCUUCCGAGGUCCUUGCUCGAAGUAUCACCUAUGUGGGAUUCGUCGGGUUCCUGACUGGUGUCCGCCAGGGCCUGAGUUUGUCUCUCAAUUUCCGUGCUGUCCACAAUGCCAGCACCAAGAGAGGGCAUUUCGAAUUCUACUUCCACCACCUUCUGGUUCUGCUAGGCUAUCGUCAAUCAAUCUCAAGCUUACUGAGAAGCUACAUGAUCUCAGAGAGUGAAGGCCGUGACCAGCCUAGAACACUUGCCGAAAUUUCGGAAGACGUUGACUCCCGGCGAACAACAGCCGCGUAUUUGACCUUCAGUGACGGGGUCUCAACAAUCGUGAUUGAGAAGGACUACAAGACUGCGAAGGUCCGUCGAUCCGACACCUUCAUUGCCAUUACCAACCAUGACGUGGAGAAUCACAACGGAGGGUCAACCUCCAUAACUCCGGCAGCAGAUGAGAUGGUAGACCACUCCAAGGGAGUUGCUGCUGGGUUGCACGAGCUUAUCGACGAGAGUCGAGACAGGCUCGCCUGUAUCUCCUCAAAAUGGGAAGCUCAUGUACAGAAAGAUCAAGGCCAGGCAAAAAGGAAAAAGACCGAUGCCGGUCGCACGGAUGUGGCGAUCACACAAGGAAAGCUGAUUGAAUGGCUGUCCGCAUGGCCCACAAGCAAUGAAUACACCCAUUUUGCGGCUGUUCUGGACCCGGCGACAGGCGAUGUGGUCUGGACAAGGGCAUACAGAGUUCCGAUCAAGGCACCAGGGUGAAGGGUGAUCUUGUGGCGUGGACUGGAAUUUGUUUGAAGUAUCGGAGGAGCCGACUUACCGAUAUAUUGGGUUGUCUCGGCAGCGUCGUUACGGUCCUAGUACUGCGAGGUGCAUUUCCGUGGUCUUCGAGAGCAAAGACAGGGGCAUUUAUGUUUUCCGAUCUGUCCCUGGCAGACAUACAUGCAUGUUUUGAGAUUGAUUGUCCGAUGCCAAAGUGCCACAUCGGAUGGGUUACCAGGGAGAAGCCUGCCACAGCAAAACAAAAUAGGGGAGUUGGAAACGUGGCCAGGGACAAAGGACUAUGUAUCCGCUCAAAACAUCCGUGGCUUCAAGGGAGGUUGGAGGGAAGUAAGGAGUACGGUCCGAGCACAUGGAUGACCCGAAAGGUUAUCCAUGCUUCCUGACGAUCUCGCUGCCCUUGGGGCCAAAUACCUCGAGCGGCAUGGAUGCGGCCCUCCGCGUCACGAAGCUCCGACGGCUGGCAUUACCUGAAUGUGGAAUAAUUCUUAUCUAGGUACAUAUGUGCUGUGCAGGCAGCCCAUGUCGCAAACUCGAACAGCAUUAAUUGUGGAAUCUCCACACAAAUACGAAAGGUCACUCGUGCUUACGCACAGAGACCUCGACAACUUGGAGUCUACCACGAAGCUGCUGGAGAGUGACUGUAUGACGGCCUGACUUAAAUCGAAAGGUGACCCGGCCUGCUCUGAUUCGCCGAUGAAUCAAGUCUGGGGGUGUCAUGGGAUGCCAUGGUGUGGCCACGUUAAGCAACCAGGCCAUCAAUUCGAGCCCUCGCAUUUGUGACGAGCAUAACAUGCACAUUCGGAGAAAAUGCAAUGCUACUGCGGGCACUAGAGUUGUGAUACCAUGGUCUGAGUUCCCGGAACCACGAGCAUGACCAAUCUCAUCGCCAUAAGGCAAUGUCCUAGUU
This is a messenger RNA of Exophiala dermatitidis NIH/UT8656, 2989 nucleotides long. Its product is annotated as N-acylsphingosine amidohydrolase. The transcript has a single exon. The record is from RefSeq and is a predicted model, not a curated record. Lineage: Eukaryota; Fungi; Ascomycota; Eurotiomycetes; Chaetothyriales; Herpotrichiellaceae. Gene Ontology annotation, molecular function: hydrolase activity, acting on carbon-nitrogen (but not peptide) bonds. The coding region runs from base 835 to 2061 and encodes 408 amino acids.